AUGUCGCUCUACUCUAAAUUCUUGAAGGACAUGCUAACUCGGAAGAGCAAGUAUAUACAUAGUGACACCAUUGUUGUGGAAGGAAAUUGUAGCAGAGUGAUUCAACAUAUCCUUCCACCCAAGCACAAGGAUCCAGGAAGUGUCACUAUCCCUUGCUUUAUCGGUGCAAUUUCUGUUGGUAAAACUCUCAUUGAUUUAGGAGCCAACAUUAAUUUGAUGCCGCUCUCUUUGUGUCGAAGGAUAGGAGAGCUGGAAAUAAUGCCAACAAGAAUGACGCUGCAGUUAGGAGACCGCUCCAUCACCAGGCCAUAUGGAGUGAUAGAGGAUGUUUUGGUUCGAGUUAAACACUUCACUUUCCCCGCUGGUUUUGUUGUCAUAGACAUCGAAGAAGAUGCUGAGAUCCCCUUGAUCUUGGGACGUCUGUUCAUGUUAACUGCAAGUUGUGUCAUGGACAUGGGAAAGCGGAAGUUAGAGAUGGACAUUGAAGAUCAAAAGAUCAGUUUUGAUCUAUUUGAUGAAGAACAACAAUUGUUGGACCAAAAUGUUUGUUUGCAAGUGAAGGAGUUUGUUGAAGAGGUUCUGAAGAUGGCUUCUAGAAAGAGAAAGGACCCAGCCUCCCGACCUCGGGAAUCUUAUAACACUUCCAGACUUGCCUCUGAGGUCCCAUGGGAGAGAUAUGCACAGAAUGUUCACUCCCGGAACAUCCUUCUAGAGAGGAAUGUGAAUCUUUUUGUCACAGAGUAUGAUGAAUUCAGGAGAUAG
Messenger RNA from Glycine soja, 762 nucleotides. RefSeq lists its product as uncharacterized. The record is from RefSeq and is a predicted model, not a curated record. Bases 1 to 762 code for a protein of 253 amino acids. The transcript has 2 exons. Lineage: Eukaryota; Viridiplantae; Streptophyta; Magnoliopsida; Fabales; Fabaceae.